AUGAACUGGAUGGAAAAGAGACGUGUUGAGACGGAACUGGAAGACGACUGCGAGCUCGCUGUUCUCAUUCUCGGCGAAUCAGGCUCCGGCCAGGCCGGCCUGACCGCGGCCGCGAGGUUAAAGAUGCUGGGUGUCAAUUCCCUCAUCAUUGACCAGAACGACCGUGUGGGGGACAACUGGCGAAAGCGAUACCACCAUCUCGUCCUCCACGACCCUGUAUGGUACGACCACAUGCCCUACGUUGCUUUUCCUCCCCAAUGGCCGAUCUUUACACCCAAGGACAAGCUCGCGCAGUUCUUCGAGGCUUAUGUGGAUAUUCUCGAGCUUAAUGUCUGGUUGAAAUCGACGGCUACAAGCAGCAAGUGGGACAAAGCAAAAGGCAUGUGGACCGUCACCGUUGAACGCCGAAUGGACGACGGCUCUACUCAGACCCGAACGUUGCGCGUGCGCCAUAUAAUCCAGGCAACAGGGCAUUCCGGCCAGAAAAAUGAGCCACAGAUAAAGGGCGCGGGGACAUUCAAAGGGGACCGGAUCUGCCACUCCUCCGAGUUCCCCGGCGCUCAGCCAAGUAAUGGUGAGAAGAGGGCCGUGAUUGUCGGCAGCUGUAACUCGGGCCACGACAUUGCCCAGGACUUCUUCGACAAGGGAUACGAUGUCACCAUUGUGCAGCGGUCGAGUACUUGUGUCGUGUCUAGUCGCGGGAUAACGGACAUUCUACUCAAAGGGCUCUACGUAGAGGGCGGACCACCCGUCGAUGACGCCGACAUGCUCACGCAAAGCCUUCCGAACACCAUUCUCAAAGCUUUGCAUUGUCAAGUUGUUAAUCACCAGAAAGCGCUCGACAGAGAUACCACAGACGGGCUGAAGAGAGCUGGCUUCAAAGUGAACUACGGCCCGGAUGAGGCAGGACUGUUCUUCAAUUAUUUACAGCGUGGCGGAGGCUACUACAUCGACGUCGGCACGUCUAAACUCAUUGCUGAUGGAAGCAUCAAGGUCAGGCAGGGCCUGGAAGUUUCCGAGAUUCUACCAGAUGGCAUCCGACUCGCCGAUGGGUCGGAACUUCAGGCUGACGAGGUUGUUCUUGCCACCGGAUACGACACCAUGGAAUCACAGACGAGAGUGAUAUUUGGCGAUGAGGUGGCAGACCGCGUAUGUGAUGUCUGGGGUUUUAACAAGGAGGGCGAAAUGCGAACCAUCUGGCAGCAAAGCGGACACCCGGGGUUCUGGUUUCACGCGGGAAACCUUGCGCUCUGCAGGUACUAUUCCAAGCUCCUGGCUCUGCAGAUCAAGGGCCUCGAAAAGCAACAAUUUGUCUGGAAUGGCGAUCAAGAAGACCUGUCUUCGUCAGUGGAUAACCCCUGA
Molecule: messenger RNA, 1362 nt
Organism: Hirsutella rhossiliensis
Lineage: Eukaryota; Fungi; Ascomycota; Sordariomycetes; Hypocreales; Ophiocordycipitaceae
Product: pyridine nucleotide-disulfide oxidoreductase domain-containing protein
Exons: 3
Coding region: 1-1362 (453 amino acids)
Molecular function (GO): flavin adenine dinucleotide binding; monooxygenase activity
Source: RefSeq, a predicted model, not a curated record